Puccinia triticina is the source of this 1698-nucleotide messenger RNA. RefSeq lists its product as uncharacterized. Gene Ontology annotation, molecular function: ATP binding; phosphomevalonate kinase activity. The coding region runs from base 1 to 1698 and encodes 565 amino acids. Gene Ontology annotation, biological process: ergosterol biosynthetic process; isopentenyl diphosphate biosynthetic process, mevalonate pathway. The transcript has 8 exons. Gene Ontology annotation, cellular component: peroxisome. NCBI's taxonomy places the organism in Eukaryota, Fungi, Basidiomycota, Pucciniomycetes, Pucciniales, Pucciniaceae. The record is from RefSeq and is a predicted model, not a curated record.
AUGAACCCCCAAAUGCUGACUCGGAAACAGAUGUUUCACUCUCGAGAGACAAUCGUUUCGUGUCCAGGAAAAGUUCUAAUCGCUGGUGGAUACCUGGUUCUCGAUAGGGCCUACCCUGGAAUCGUCGUUGGAACUUCCUCAAGGUUUUACACUGUCAUCAAGCCUGCCCCGUUACUCCCAGAUGAAUCUCUAGAACAAGCCGAUUUGAAGUAUCCACAGAUCAGGCUUUCGAUUCGAUCACCCCAAUUCAUUAAUGCGGAAUGGUCCUAUCUCAUAAGUCUUUCUGCUCAAGACCACUUAAUUGUUGAGCCAGACACAUCAUCUUCGCAAAAUACCUUUGUCGAAUUGGCUGUUCGGGAGUCGCUCAAACUAUCCUUGGCCCUACAGACCCUUGAUCAAUUCAUUCUCCAUAGACCACUCGGAAAAUCUGAUCAAAAUGGACGCUCGGUGAACCAGCCAUACCCUAUGACCAUCACCAUACUGGGCGACAACGAUUUUUAUUCCCAACCACGGCACGAUGAUGCUCGUGUUGCACCCUUUAAUCGAUUGAACACCACCUUGAAAGAUGUCCACAAGACCGGUCUCGGAUCAUCUGCCGCCAUGGUGACCUCCCUCUGCUCAGCGAUCUUGGUCCAUUUCUCCCCCUCCGUCGACCCUCAAUCCCGAUCGACAAAACUGCUGCUCCAUAAUUUAUCGCAAUAUGUCCAUUCUCUUGCCCAAGGAAAAGUCGGGUCCGGGUUCGAUGUGAGCGCCGCUGUUUAUGGAACUCAUGUCUACCGGCGAUUCUCUCCUUCUUGUUUGGAUGGGCUAUUAGCCUCCUCUGGGGACCAAGUAGAUCUGGCACCAGAACAACUUCGGAAGGCUCUUGAUCCAAAAAUCAAUCCUAGUUGGGUAGAUCCAUCGACAGCAGGGGCAAUCGAACGAUUUUCGAUUCCUAAGUUCACAACUCUCUUGCUCGCCGAUGUGGAUGCGGGAAGUCAUACUCCUAGCAUGGUUGGCAAGGUUUUUAAGUGGAAAAACAGCGAAACCGAAAUUGCCGGUCAAAUAUGGAAUGAACUGUCAAUACAGAAUAACCAAAUAAAAGUAGCAUUCGCAAGAUUAACCAGCCUUUCCAACAUGGAUGAAAAGAAUUAUUUGUCCGAAGUACUCAAAUUGUCGAUCGACUCAGGCUUUCAUCUACAGCAAGAUCCUAGCCCGGUAACGGAAACGGAUGAUGUUCGAACAUUAUUUAUUAAAGUUUCCUCUAUAAGCAAGGCGAUUCGUCAGUUGAUGAAAAAAAUGGGAAGCAAAUCUAAUGUCCCAAUCGAGCCAGAUAGUCAAACUCACCUGCUUGACGAAUGCGAAAGACGCCAAGGUGUUGUUGGUAGUGGAGUACCCGGUGCUGGAGGGUAUGAUGCGAUUUGGGUCUUGGUUUUCACUCCACCACCACUUCCAGCAUCCCCAGUUGCAGCACAGGUCGAGGAACGAUCUGGAAACAUAUUAAUCCGAAACGUCAUGGAUUUCUUGAACGACUGGCCGCAUAGCUCAGUUAGAGUUUUGUCGCCUGAUUCAUGGGUAGUCGGUGGAUCAUCAACAAGAAAAAAGGCACUAACACCACUGGGUUCGGAUGAUGAUUGCCACGAUGGGGAUGGAAUCAUGAUCUUUAACGAUCUCAAACUUGUUGAUAGCUUGAAAUCACAGCUUGACUUAUUUUCUUGA